AUGUCCCAUCCACCAGCAGUACAGCGCAGCCUCACUCUUACGGAGGAGCUGGAGAAGCUUGAACAGUCCAUCACUCUGACAUUACAAGAAAUCGAUUCCAAUUUCAAUAAAGCCCACCGGAUCGUUACUUCUAGCAUUAUACCAAUCGUUGAACAAUACGCGGAGAACUCAAAAGACGUUUGGGAAGCUUCCAAGUUCUGGAAGCAGUUCUUUGAAGCAAGCGCCAACGUUUCGUUGUCUGGCUACGAGGAGCAACCACCAAUUGAUAAUGAACAGGACGCUACUAUUAGUGCCAACACAACCGCUACAGAUGACUCAACUUACCAAGAAGAGUCCGAAUCCUAUGCCUCGCCUUCUUCGGAGCAUAUAUCAAUAAACCAGAAGAUUAAGGAUGAAGAUGACCCUGACCUUUCGACACUUUCAUUAUCCCCUUCACACAGCACUCCGCGUGCCAGGGGCAUAUCAUCUCGUGCCAUAUCCGAUGAUGAUCCUACCUCCCCAUGUAUAGAACACUCCUCAGCCUCUGACCAACAUGAAGAAAAUCUACCCGCUAUUGAGUCACCCCUUCAGCUCUGCGGCGCAGGACCCAGGACCCCCGGGAAAGGAAACCAGCUUGGCUACAACGAAAUUGCUACACCUAAUACUUCUUCAUCUACUGUGUUCAAUCCUACAUCGAAAUCUAAGCUAUCUAUGGCUCUAAAGGGGGAUAGGGCCGACCCUCUCAUGCACCAGGUUCUAGAUAAAACAUAUCGUGUUCAGGCAACCCCACUGUCAAACCCACGAAGACUUACUACCGCUAAAGGGAACAAUAAACUUAACAUCGCUACUCCACCUACUUCCCGGUAUAAGCUGGAUGAUUCUCCUCUUUCAAGCCCUGAGCUAGAAGCGCCCAAAUUGCACACAGAGUUGUUCGACUCACCUAUGAUUCGACGCAGCGCGGCCAAGCGCAAUCACAGCAAGACCAGAACUCCUGGAGUUAGUGUUCUAGCAACACCUUCAAAUAAAUUUAAAGGAGAUCCAAACCAAUGGGACAGCGAUGAGGAAUUCCAGAAGGGCGGAUAUGCGGAUGAUGAAGAUGACUCGGCGCUCGUUGACUUUAGCCCGCCAAAGACCAUGCAGUUCCAUGUUCCGCAAAGUCGACUAAUGAAAACUCCAGCAAAGGAGGCCUCGAAACGUAUUGUUUCAGAUUUACUCUACACUGCUGGGGCAAGUGAACUGACUGAUGAUCUGGACGAUAUUUAUGACGACCCUAACAAUAGUCCAAGUAUAAUCCGGCGCUCUGGUGUAGAUGAAACGUUUUAA
Trichophyton benhamiae CBS 112371 is the source of this 1302-nucleotide messenger RNA. RefSeq lists its product as uncharacterized. The transcript has 4 exons. Lineage: Eukaryota; Fungi; Ascomycota; Eurotiomycetes; Onygenales; Arthrodermataceae. Bases 1 to 1302 code for a protein of 433 amino acids. Gene Ontology annotation, biological process: attachment of spindle microtubules to kinetochore. The record is from RefSeq and is a predicted model, not a curated record. Gene Ontology annotation, cellular component: DASH complex; mitotic spindle; mitotic spindle pole body.